AGGCAGAAGGAGAAGACAGCCUUAAAAAGAUGCAGCUGAUGGAGCUUGCAAUUCUGAAUGGCACCUACAGAGAUGCCAACAUCAAAUCACCAGCCCUUGCCUUUUCUCUUGCAGCAACAGCCCAGGCUCCAAGGAUUAUUACUGGGCCUGCGCCUGUUCUCCCACCAGCUGCCCUGCGUACUCCUACGCCAGCUGGCCCUACCAUAAUGCCUUUGAUCAGACAAAUACAAACCGCUGUCAUGCCAAACGGAACUCCUCAUCCCACCGCUGCAAUAGUUCCACCUGGACCCGAAGCUGGUUUAAUUUACACACCAUAUGAAUACCCCUACACGCUGGCACCAGCUACAUCAAUCCUUGAGUAUCCUAUUGAACCUAGUGGUGUAUUAGGUGCGGUGGCUACUAAAGUUCGAAGGCACGAUAUGCGUGUCCAUCCUUACCAAAGGAUUGUGACCGCAGACCGAGCCGCCACCGGCAACUAACCUAUGACCUUCUGACCUCUGAACUCUUCACCCAAUGAUGACCUGACCAUGCCUGCCUGCUGAUCAGUUAACUGGUAAACGCCUUUGCUUGCCUGUCUUCAGUGCAGCGAGCGGGGGCACUUGUCCGUUCGUCUUACCAUCUAACAAAACAGACAAAGAAAUUGUUGUCCUCCAACUCCGCUUUUUGUUGUUCUCCUGUUUGGGUGAAAGUGGUUCUAGAACCUGCACUGAAUAGUAGUAAAGCAAUAAGGUCCAACUCAUCCCUCCGCACUGAUCAUCCUCUAGUGUCCCGCCCCAAGCGAACGGUAAGGAGGCCUCGCACGAGAUGGAGGCAGAUGUCCCUUAACUACCCGAUGACAGAGGCAGUUACUGUGAGAGACUUCUAGGAAUAUUUUUCUUUUAAAAAAAAAAAAAAAAAAAAAAAAAAGAAGUCAAAGCUCUCUCUGAAUGUACUGUGUGAUGAUGCAUCAUGCAUGAACCUUUGGUCAGGGAAGUCAUUGGGGAAGGGAUUCCAAAAAGUAUUCAAAAUUUGAUACGCUGUUUAGUCACUACCAAUGCCCUCAAAGGGCAGAUGCAGCCUUUUUUCUAUUGCCUGCCAAAUUGGACGUUUUAAAGGAAAGUGUGCCAUGAAAUGCAGAUUACGAUGACUUUUCAGAACUACGCUAAUGCAGAGAACAAAACAGCAACACUAUUGAAGCAAAGUCUGAGUUUAAAUUAUUUUAACCAUAUUUUAAUCUCCUCAGAAGAUUACAUGAGAACAAGGUACAUGCAUUAUGUGUCACAUUACUGGGCAAACUGUUCAAAUAUUUUUUUUAAACCUCCCUGUAUAGAAAAAAUUUCAUUAAGGAUGUAAAAGCCAUGCUUGCCUAUUUGCUGUAUACAUGUAAUGAAAUUGUAGAUAAAGUGUAGUGCAUUGAAACAAAAUGAACAAAAAAGUAGAUACUUUUACUAUACAAGGGUGCUGGUGCAGAAAAAAAAAAUAUAUUUUUGGAAAUGUAGCAUUUUAUACUUUCAAGUGUUAUAAAAAAAGAAAAAAAGAACAAAGAAACCCUUUAUUUCAUUAAAUGAUUUUUUCUGGUGGUUGUCAAGAAACAAAAGACCAAAAGAGCCUUUUAGUCUUUCUUUUUUAUUUUUUAAGUAUUGGAAUAAGUCUAAAGAAAAGGAAGUGCCUUAUUUUCUUCAUGGUCAUUUAGUCAAAUGUCUUGUAUAAUCAGCUUCUCCCUCAGACAAGUUACUGCAUGCCACUCAGUCGCCCAGUAUGUGAAAGAAGCUGUGAGGAAAGACAAAUGAUGAGUUGACCAUAUUAAUUACCUGAUUUUUGCCAUACUAGUGUGAUGUGACUUUGCCAAAAUCUCAUUACGUAAAACAUUUGCUAAGUUUUUGUCAAACCAGCCCAUCAUUAUUUCAACCACUCUACUUUUUAAAUCAUAGCAAAUGCCGUUCUUGUGCAAUGUAAACCAAAGGGUUUUGUGAUACAGACUGUCUCAUGCUAAAUGAGACUAUUAGCUGGCAAAUGUUUGUAGAGCUGGAAGCAUGUCAUUUUUGUUCAGGGAUGGAGAGUAGUUUUCCUGAUUUUCGUUGGAGUAAAUGUACAUCAAAUAUAGUAGGCUUCGGCGUCACCCAGAAAACUGAUGUUCUGUGGAUAAUUAAAUUAAAAUGCUCAGCUAGUUUUCAGUUAUAGUCGGAGCGUGUCCCUGGUUUUCACAAGCAGUUCCUGCAGUGGCAAACAGCAUGCAAGUUAUUUAUUUUUCAGCUCUUCUUUUACUACUGUUAGAUCUGCCUGCUGGCUUGUCUUCAUAAGAUAAGCAGGAGAGGGACAUCAGCUAAUUGUUUGAAGUCCAGCUAUACUUAUUUUUAACCUGUAUUUCCACAUGAGAUUCAUAUAGCUGGGCAAUUGCAAGAGCUGAAGCUGUUGAAUGCACAGUAUUCAAUUCUGAAAACAUUAAGUAUUACUUCGCAUGGGACUCAGUACUGAACUUGGCAAAUAUCAGGUGAUAACUUUAUUCCCCUCUUGUCAACUUAUUCUCCUCCUACAAAUCUUCACAGCUUCCAAGUGAAAGGUCAAUAGUAAGCUAAGAGGGCUUACAUUUUUAAGCACCUGCAUGGUGACCUCAUCUAACAUCUUGUCUCACCUGGAAAUAAUUAUCAGUUUAUUUACUAUGCAAUAGACAUUCAUCCUUUUGUAUUCAGCUAGCUUUUUGUUUAUUGUGCCACCGGCUUUGUCUUCCUGUUACACAUACAGUUGUGUUGAUUUUACUUACAGUAUAUGCUGUGCCAUUUUGAUUUUAUUUUGGUUGGUUGGUUGAAUAAACUUGCGACACUCGAACAUUUGAAGAGAGAUUUGCUAAAACAAUACCAGUAUUUGAUCCAGUUUCAUCUCAACUAUGAUAAAACCUGGACAUUUUAGAUGUUUAUCAAAGGUCUUUUACUGGGGGGGAGGGGAAGUGUAUGAAAUAGAUGUGUGACAUGUGAAAGUAAUGUUUGCUCUGAACAAGCUUCUGAAAACUUUGUUGACAAAAUUUUGGAUCAACUUAAAAAAAAAAAAGCAUGACUUUUGAAAUCUCUGAAUGCCUUGGUUCUCAGUAUUAUCAUUCUUUAAUGACUUUUUCUUUAUUAAAAUAAGUAGUUUUAA
Molecule: messenger RNA, 3111 nt
Organism: Fulmarus glacialis (Northern fulmar)
Lineage: Eukaryota; Metazoa; Chordata; Aves; Procellariiformes; Procellariidae
Gene: QKI
Product: QKI, KH domain containing, RNA binding
Exons: 4
Coding region: 30-479 (149 amino acids)
Molecular function (GO): RNA binding
Source: RefSeq, a predicted model, not a curated record